Molecule: messenger RNA, 1935 nt
Organism: Acanthamoeba castellanii str. Neff
Lineage: Eukaryota; Discosea; Longamoebia; Acanthamoebidae
Exons: 11
Coding region: 1-1935 (644 amino acids)
Source: RefSeq, a predicted model, not a curated record
AUGCAGUGGUGCGGCUGCGACAACGACGUGCUGGGCGAGCAGCCUCCUCCGUCUGUGGGCCACCAGCUUGCGCUCGUCGGCAAGACCCUGCUCUACUCUGUGGGCGGCGAUGCUGACCUCUACGUGAUCGACAUCAAGGCGUUCGUGCCGGUGGCUGUCACCGAAUCCGGUCCCACCACUGUGCCGUUCGGCAAGGGCGCGGCAGCCUCCAGCUCGAGCUCGAGCUCCAGCUCCUCGUCAUCCGCCGAGUCCGCGCCGGCUGCCGCCGAACCCGAACCGGCAGCUCCGGCCGUGUCCGCACCGGCGCCGGCUAAGGCGACGCCAGUGGCCACGACUGCCGCCGCCGCCGCUCCUGCUGGUUCGGCGUCACCCGCGACGCCCAGGGCUAGCACCACCGCCGCCACGAGCAGCAGCAGCGCCAACAGCGGAGCGAGCGGCGCCGUCCUCGCGAGCCUGGCCAAGGUGGUCGAGGAGCGAAGCGCCGAGCUCACCGAGGUCAAGAAGAAGCUGGCCGAGAAGGAGCAGGAGGCUGCCGCCAAGGCCAAGGAGGCCGACGAGUUCCGAGCCCAGCUGGAAGACCUGAAGAAGCGCAGCGAGGGCCAGAACGUUGUGGCCCAGGCGAGAGACCAGGAGCUCGACGAUGCGCGCAAAGCCGCCGCCGAAGCCCAGACGCGUCUCACCCAGGAGCAGGAGAGGCGCCAGGCGCUCACCAAGGAGAAGCUGCGCGCCAAGGCUCGCGCUGCCGAGUCUGCCGAGCAGACAGCCAAGGAGGCCGCUGCCGCCAAGGCCGAGCUGACGACCGAGAAUCAGACCCUCCUCGCCCAGCUGCAGACCAAGAGCGAGGCGCUGGAGCUGGCCACGCUCAAGACCGCCGAGCAGGCGCAGGCCCAGGAGGGCCAGGCCGACGAGGAGAGGCAGAAGCUGCAGCAGGAGAUCGCCACCCUCCGCGCCGAAUCCGGGAACAAGGCCCGCCAGGCUCAGACCGAGAGCGAAAAGGCGCGCCACCUCGCCGAGCAGCUCGAAGCCGCCAAGAAGUCCCUCUCCGAUGCGCAGACCCGGUUGGAGGAGCAGACGGAGAAGGCCUCGUCGCUCGGACAGCAGGUGGAGGCCCUCACCGAUGAGGUCGGAGGCGUGAAGGCCCUCCUCGAGAAGGCCGUGGGCGACCGCGACGGCGAGCAGGCCAAGGCCGCCGACAGCCUCAAGCAGGAGCUUGCGGAGGCCCAACAGCGCGCCAAUGUCAGCCAGCAGCGCGUCGCCGAGCUGGAGACGGAGGUCAAGUCGCUCAACGGCCUCAUUGCCUCGCUCACCACCUCGGAGGCGUCCACUCGCUCGCAAGUGGCCGCGCUGCAGCAGGAGACCGACAAGAGCAACGCCACCAUCGUCCAGCUGCAGAAGGACAAGGCCGCCCUGCAGGCCGACCUCGAGAAGGCCCGCACGGCUGCCGCCAGCGCUGCCGCCGUCGACAACAGCGCCGAAAUCAAGCGUCUGCAGGCCGAGGUGACCUCGCUCGAGGGCGAGCUCGCCAACGACAGGAAGAAGCUGGAGAACGAGACCGCCAAGAGGGAGGAAGUCGAGCGGAGGCUGGCCGAGGCCAGGUCUGGCCAGUCCCCAACGGAGCUGCAGGCCAAGUUGGAGGAGUACCAGAGGCUCCUGGACGAAAAGUCUGCGCAGAUCGAACGUCUUGAGGGCGAGGUCGAGCAGUGGAUGGUCGCCUCGGAGCAGCUGCAGAAGCUGGGCGAGGAGGCCGUGGCCGAAGUGUCCGAGGAGGCUGAGUCGCUGAGGGAGGAGGUCAUCACUCUCACUCAGAAGUACGAGGAGGAGGUGCACAGGCGCAGGGAGGUUGAGGCCGAGCUCGCGCAACAUAUUGCCGAGUCCGAGAAGAAGCUGGGCGAGCUCGACGCUGUUCUGGGUCGCCUCAUGAACAUCGGCAAGUGA